Melospiza georgiana is the source of this 1381-nucleotide messenger RNA. RefSeq names its product NudC domain containing 3 (gene NUDCD3). Lineage: Eukaryota; Metazoa; Chordata; Aves; Passeriformes; Passerellidae. The record is from RefSeq and is a predicted model, not a curated record. Gene Ontology annotation, biological process: protein folding. Gene Ontology annotation, cellular component: cytoplasm.
GGGUACACGGAGGGCACGGGCAACGGGACACCGGGACACAGGGCGCGGGGUCUGGGCGUCCGCUGCCGUUGUUGGGAGGCGCCAGGAGGUGCCAGCGGUGCCACCGGAGGCCGGGAAUGCCCUGGAACCCUCAGCGGGCGGGGGGGCCUCCCGGCGGCCGGAAUAGAUGUGCGCGGGGCGGGUUCCGGGCGGACCGGAAGUGCGGCCGAACCCGUUGCCGUGACAGCGGGCCCGGGGCCGCCAUGGAGGCCGCGCUCACUGACAUGUACGACCAGGCGCUGCUGGGCAUCCUGCAGCAUGUCGGCAACGUGGAGGAAUUCCUGCGCAUCCUCUUCGGCUUCCUCUACCGCAAGACCGACUUCUACCGGCUCCUUCUGCGGCCCGGGGACCGGCUGGGCUUCCCGCCCGGCGCGGCGCAGGCCAUGGCCCUGCAGGCGUUCCGGGUGUUUGAGCGCAUGGCCAGGCAGGACGAUGAGAAGAGGCGCCGCGAGCUCGAGGCCAAGCUGAGGAAGAAGGAGGAGGAAGAGGAGGCAGCCGCAGCCGCCGAGAGGGUGAAGCUGUGUCCUGCGGCUCAGGAGAUCGAGGUGGAGACCACGGAGCACAUCCCAGCAGCAGAUGCUGGGGAAGCUGCAGGCACGCAGGAGCCAGCUGCAGCCCAGGGUGCUGCAGCCCCCAGCCCGCCGCCAGUGGAGCCCCCAGGGGCUGCUGCCCCAGCAGAGCUGCCCACCAGACAGGAGCAGUUCCAGACAAACCCUGACAGCUACAACGGAGCUGUGCGAGAGAAUUACACCUGGUCCCAAGAUUACAGUGAUCUGGAAAUUAAAGUGCCUGUGCCCAAGCACAUUGUCAAAGGCAAGCAGGUGUCUGUGGAUAUCAGCAGUGGUGCCAUUCGUGUAGCAGUGCUGGAGGGAAGCAGCCAACACGUCCUCAUGGAAGGGAAGCUCACCCACAAGAUCAACACAGAGAGUUCCCUGUGGAGCCUGGAGCCUGGGAAGUGUAUUUUGAUCAGCCUGAACAAGGGGGAUGAGUACUGGUGGAAUGCCAUCCUGGAGGGCGAGGAGCAGAUCGACAUCGACAAGAUCAACAAGGAGCGCUCCAUGGCCACGGUGGACGAGGAGGAGCACGCCGUGCUGGAUCGCCUCACCUUUGACUACCACCAGAAGCUGCAGGGCAAGCCCCAGAGCCAUGAGCUGAAGGUGCAUGAGAUGUUAAAGAAGGGCUGGGACACCGAGGGCUCGCCGUUCCGUGGCCAGAAAUUCGACCCCUCCAUGUUCAACAUCUCCCCCGGCGCCGUCCAGUUUUGACAGCGGCAAAAACAACUGAGAAAUAAAGCGGGGAGAGGCGACGUGCCCGCCCCUGGAUGCCCACCAGGAUCCUCCCA